Molecule: messenger RNA, 3912 nt
Organism: Penicillium soppii
Lineage: Eukaryota; Fungi; Ascomycota; Eurotiomycetes; Eurotiales; Aspergillaceae
Product: putative VPS9 domain protein
Exons: 3
Coding region: 1-3912 (1303 amino acids)
Biological process (GO): early endosome to late endosome transport
Cellular component (GO): plasma membrane; tubular endosome; early endosome
Molecular function (GO): SNARE binding; guanyl-nucleotide exchange factor activity; phosphatidylinositol binding
Source: RefSeq, a predicted model, not a curated record
AUGCACCCUCUAAAUCCUUUCCUCCGUGCCUUCCUCCGAAGCACUGUCCCGGGCCAGUGUAUACCGGUUGAGAAUCAUGUCUUGCUCGUCCCCACGACAGAAUCUCUCAUCGGUUCGCGCGAACGAGAGUCCAAUCUGCUGUACUCCGAUCUCGUCGCGUCGGAGGAAUUUCUAGGGAGCCAUGUGCUCCGCAUCCCGAUUCACACCGGUUCAGCGAAUUCCAAAGAGGAGAACAAUGUUCGAGAUAAUCGAGGAAAGGCGAAGCAAGUAACAACAUUCAAUGGGAGAACUGUAAUCAUCAAGGACAACUCAGUGUACAGCAACAAAGGAUUUAAGUCCCUCACACAAGCUCAACUAUUAUCCGACGCGCUUUAUUACACCUCAUCCAACGAGUCGCGACCAUGGCUCAUCUAUUAUAUCUCUCGCCCGCUAAUUGGGACAUAUGACCCCGCCAGGAUCAUACCGGCUGUGGUCCCUGGGGUCCAAUUCAAUGUCGCCAAACCAACAAAUGCAGAUAAACAUCACGGAAAUGGCACUUCAAUCGGGACUCCGCCUAAACAAGUGAUAAAAUCGUUCGGGGAAUUGCUCGCUAAUUUCCCCAUGAUCGCUAGGCAGAUGCAGCCGGGUCUGGAAAGGUUGUUUCGUGAAUUCGGCAAGGAAUUGGGAAAGCCGUUGCCCCCGCCUCCCUCACGAUCAUCAUCUGCAUCUGGCAGUGAACGUGUCCACCACUUGUCUCGAACCGAAUCCUGCACUGAUGAAAAUUCUUCCAUCCGCAGCUGGUCUUCACGAAGCAGAGGGCGGCUCCCAUUCAAUUCCGAGGAAUACUUCGAAGAUGACGAAGACUUAAUGCGUCGAAGCUUGGAGACAGCUGUGACUGCCGCCAUUGAUCUUUUCCGUCUCGUCGAUAAGCAGCAGUUAUCUUUGCUCGGUGCUACCACAGACCUUACCGGUCCCUUGGUGGAGCGGUUAAUAGAGCGUUAUGUCGCCGAGCAAGUCCAUGAACCAUUGCUUUUCCCUCGGCUCUGCUCCUUCCGCCAACCUGAGGACACCGAAUUAGAUUCUCGGAUUCGGCAGAUGGAGAGCAUUGACGUGUCCCAAGUUGGAAUUUCUGUCGAAGGUGGCCGAGAUGGGAAGCGAGAGUUGAUUCGCCGACUUGGACGGGGUGUAGAAGAAUUUCGGAAGCUCAAUGACGCUCGAUGUCCCCACGAUAUGCUGAGUACUCUUCUCGCGACAGUCAAGGUCGUCUCAUACCCUGGAAGCUAUGAUCAAAUGGACGGCCCGGCAUCCGAGAAAGGAACAUCAUCUGUCACAAUCAACGCGGAUGUCUUAGUCUCACUGCUGCUGAUCGUUGUGAUAAGAUCUCAAAUCCGUCAUCUUCAAGCUCGGCUGUUGUACAUGCAGCACUUUAUCUACAUCGACGAUGUGGAUAGCGGCGAGAUGGGCUAUGCUCUAAGUACAUUUGAAGCUGUCUUGAUGUAUCUUGUCACCGAUUCCGCAGGACUCCGGCGUGCCAGUGUUCGUAACAGACGCAUGUGGCAAGCAACGAAAGCAGGCAGAAUAUCUGACAUGAAGGCCAUAUUGGAACCGAAUGAAGACCACGAAUCCAUAGACGACACAACUCCACCAGAACCAGAGCGGAAGUCUGUGCUAUUCCAGACAGACGACGUGGACGAGUCGGACGACUUACCGCUUGCGAAUUUCUAUCACAGUGCCACGAACGGCGAACCACACCAAGAUGCAGCUGUCGUUGAUGCCCCCCCACUGUCCCAUGUGUUCCCAUUCCAGACCUGGAAUGACACAUCACAUCAUGAGUUUUAUCGUCCAGUCAAAAAAGUCUCGAUGGAUGUUCGGAGCUUAUCGGAAUCAUCUGCUGUCUCAUUCAUUUCUAGAACCAAUACUUUGAACUCCAUGGCCAGUGGAAUCGAGGGUGACAGUUCAAUUGAGACUUUGACCAAAACGCAGGACCCUGCUGGCCAUUCAAUACCGAUGAUGGCAGUAGAGGGCCGUCAACCGGAGGCUUUGAAAUACCUACUGAGCUUGGAAGAAUUUUAUCCCUUGGAAGAGAUUCUGCAAGACACCAACGUUGAUGGGACGACUCUUUUGAACGCUGCGGUGCAGCUAGCACAUAAUGAAAUCGUCAAAAUCUUAUUGGACUUUCUAUUUGCAAAGACAGAUGCAAACGUGGUUGCAUUUUAUUUGACCAAGUCUGACGUCCACGGUCGCACUGUUGCCCAUUACCUCUUUAGCACACCGUCUCUACUGACCAGACUGGGCGUCAUUAUUCCAUGGCGACAGCGAGACAAACAUGGCCAAACGCCGCUGUUUGCACUCUGUCGAUCAUACGACCAUCCUGAAUACAAAUCCAUGGUCCAAGCCGCUUUGACUGCUGCGCAGCAUGCACAAGGUGACAAUAAACCCCUUCAGCUUGAUGAUCAUGUUGACGCCAAGGGAAACACCCUCUUGCAUAUUGUUGGCGAUCCAGAAAUUACACGUCGCAUUCUACAGGACAGUGAUUGUGACCCGAACGCGACUAACGAUAAGCGAUUCACACCCUUGAUGAUGGCCAGUAAGUACGGGCGUGUCGACCAAGUUCGUAUCCUUUUCAUGGACCCAAGGGUCGAUGUGUAUGUUAAAGAAGCUCGCGGUUUGACAGCUGUGGAAUUGGCUAAGGAUGACGAGGUGCGAAAUCGUAUCGAUGAUUUGAUCUUGCUGUCUCAUCCUCCGUCGGCCUGUGGAGAUCCGUCUGGUCGUGUCACAACAGUCGUGCGCUCGUUUUUUGUCGAGGAUGCCACAGUGCGUUUCAUCCUUAAAUCUGGUGCACCGUAUCCUCCAUCUGAGUCUGUGGCAUCACGGCCCGGAUCCACGACAUAUACUGUUACAACAUGUCGUCGGAACUUCUCCGACUUUGAGAACCUGGCCAAAUGGCUUGCAGUGGAGCAUCCGGCGUCGUACAUGCCGUCUCUUUCAGACUUCCGAAACCCAUUCCAAAUACACUCGAAACCUUCCCGAUCUGUGCUUCAUGAUCUUCAGGAAAGACUAGAUCGGUUCCUCAAGACACUUUUAACACACCCCACGUUUUCAACACACGAAAUGCUAUGGGAAUUCUUCCUUGUUCCAGAGCUCCAGCCUGAAAUGGUGGCUGAUCGAUCGCGUCGCAAGGCUGCUGUUCUUACCGAAACUAUUUCGGAUGAGUAUCCCCCAGUUUCACUCGAAGGAAUGCGCGACACGGAACAGUUUGUCACCCACGCCCAGGAAAUGGUGCGUGGAGUACACGCCAAUACGCGCAGUCUGAUACGCCGAGGACAUGCAUUGCAAAACGGAGCGUCCGACCUCGCCGAUGCGGUGAUGAUAUGCUCCUCUGUUCUGGCCACCCUCCGGGAACCAACAAACGCACUUCCGAUCUCACACAUCGAGGCAUUUUCUCGUUAUGCAAGCUACCUUUCUACCUCCCGCUCCGAUUCCUCCCCUCUCCUCCAGUAUCUUGCCGCUCUUUCUUCCAUUGAUAACACAACGGCCGCAAUCCUCAACUCCCUCUCUCGUCCGCUUUCCAUUAUGUCAUCCCUAUCUUCAACAAAUCGCCAAGUCGCUCGCUCACGAUCCUCCCUCCUAUCAUCCUCUCUCCCUCGCAAAUUCAACCUCAACCUCCCUGGCUUCGAAGAAUCUCGACAAAAGUCCGCCCGCGAUCUUGAACAAAAGAUCCGCGAUGGUGAAUCUGAAUCCAACAGCCUGGCAAAGGAGUUAUCCUGGAAUAAAGAUGUCGUUGUCGGCGAGCUCGCUGGCUGGACCUCCUGGCGGGAGAAGGUCGGCCGCGACGCCAUCCGAGCUUUUGUCAAGGAUACCCUUGUACGCGAAAAAGAGCGCGGGAAGCGCCUCGAGCGUUGCCUGCGCAGUGUACGCGAUAUGAAUGCAUGA